This is a messenger RNA of Manihot esculenta (cassava), 665 nucleotides long. Its product is annotated as non-specific lipid-transfer protein 1. The coding region runs from base 103 to 456 and encodes 117 amino acids. NCBI's taxonomy places the organism in Eukaryota, Viridiplantae, Streptophyta, Magnoliopsida, Malpighiales, Euphorbiaceae. Gene Ontology annotation, cellular component: membrane. The record is from RefSeq and is a predicted model, not a curated record. Gene Ontology annotation, molecular function: lipid binding. Gene Ontology annotation, biological process: lipid transport. The transcript is spliced from 2 exons.
CCAACCCUGUAAUCUUCACACUCGCUCACUCAUACUCCAAAAGCUUCAAAUCUCUUUAACAUAAUACAACAAAUUUAGCAUUUGAUCCUCACAAACAAAGCCAUGGCCGCUCUUAAGAUGGUUAGCGUUAUUGUUGUGGUGUGCAUGCUGGUUGCAGCUCCAAUGACUGCACAAGCCAUAACGUGUGGUCAAGUGGCGAGUGCACUCUCCCCAUGUGUUAAUUACCUCAAGACAACUGGGGCUGUCCCUCCUAGACCAUGCUGUAAUGGAGUCAGGGCCAUCAACGCCGCUGCUAGAACCACCGCCGACCGUCGAACGGCUUGUCAGUGCUUGAAAUCAGCUGCCGGAAGCAUCAAGGGAAUCAAACAACCAACCGCAGAUGCUCUCCCCCGUAAAUGUGGAGUUAACAUUCCUUACAAGAUCAGCUUCUCUACAAACUGCGCCAACGUCAAGUGAAGAGGAUAGAGCAGCGAUUUUGGACGCUGAGAUGGAUCAGGUAGAGAAGAAUAAAUGAAUAAUAAUAAAGCCUCAAGCUUAGGAAAAGCUUACUGGCUCCAUCGCAUGGCCGGGUCGUUGGUUAGUUAGCCCUGUUUUGUACGGUUCAUUUACUAUCUUUUGGGACGCUAUUUUGGGUCCUUUGUCAGAAAUAAAAUCCAUGUUUAUCA